Messenger RNA from Aspergillus thermomutatus, 1113 nucleotides. RefSeq names its product putative secretory lipase. The record is from RefSeq and is a predicted model, not a curated record. Lineage: Eukaryota; Fungi; Ascomycota; Eurotiomycetes; Eurotiales; Aspergillaceae. Gene Ontology annotation, molecular function: triacylglycerol lipase activity. Gene Ontology annotation, biological process: lipid catabolic process. The transcript has 2 exons. Bases 1 to 1113 code for a protein of 370 amino acids.
AUGUUUACAUACCUCCAACACUUCGCUAUCCUGGUGCUCGGGGUUAGAUUGGUCACGAGUCAAGCUAUUUCAGCUGCAGCGACACAGUCGACCGGAUGGAAUGCGAGUUUCGAGCUCAGCCCGAAGCAGCUCAAGUUGGCCAACCUGACAAGCGACCAGGGCGCCAUCAUCAACACUAUCACCAAUUUUGACCGGUCUCAGCUUGCCAAUGGUGGAGCCCAUGAGGAUGACUUCUACAAUGUCCGGGGCCUGCCCAGGGACCAAUGGCCCACAGAGCCUGGGAAGACAAUUAAGCUGCAGGAGUUCACGGAUCCGUCACCAUUCUCCAUCCCCGCGAAGACGGCCAUGUCCCGUAUCAUCUAUAGCACGACAAAUGCAAAUGGUACGCUGAUCCCUGCUUCCGCCUAUAUCCUUUGGCCGUUCCAGCCAAAAGUUCUCCGACGCAAAACCCACAACUCUGGGUUAUCCGCGCCGGUUGUGCUAUGGACAAAUGGAACCUCGGGCUUCUACGCCAAUGGAGCUCCCUCGACACACCGUGGCCUUUUCUACGCGGACAUUGUGCCUUUUGCGCUGGCCGAGGCUGGAUACGCGGUUGUUGCCCCGGACUAUGCCGGCCUCGGCGUGGACGUCGCUUGGGAUGGAAGUCGCAUCCCGCACCAGUACUUUGUUCGCCAAGCUGGUGCUCACGGUGCUCUAAACGCUUUGAGAGCUGCUCGGGAGUCCUUUUCCAAGCACAUGUCCAGCGAUUAUGUUGUCAUGGGCCACAGCCAGGGCGGCUCGGUUGCCUGGGGCCUGUCUGAAAUUCUCGGGCGGAACGAUACCAAGUUUGAGAAUAUUGGCAAGGGUUUUCUCGCGUGGAUUGCGAAGGAUCUGAACCAGAUUUACCCGUCUUUCAACCUGAGCGACUGGUUCACUCCUCUUGGUGUGAGUAGAAUAGAACUUCUGAAUCAGAUUGAAGGAUCCCAGAUGGUUACAUUUGCCAUGUUCAGUCCUGAAGAGGCGAUCUUGCAGCCUGGUUGGCACGAGACUUGGUAUGCCAAAGCGUUCGAGGAACUUGCGAACCCUGGAAAGCGGCCCUUCAAAGGACCAAUUCUUCUCGUUCAGGGAACAUAA